Zea mays is the source of this 697-nucleotide messenger RNA. RefSeq names its product photosystem I reaction center subunit V. The transcript has a single exon. The record is from RefSeq and is marked validated. Gene Ontology annotation, cellular component: chloroplast thylakoid membrane; photosystem I. Gene Ontology annotation, biological process: photosynthesis. The coding region runs from base 108 to 536 and encodes 142 amino acids. Lineage: Eukaryota; Viridiplantae; Streptophyta; Magnoliopsida; Poales; Poaceae.
CGUCGUUGCUACUAGUUGCUAGUGCUACCAAGAACAGGAAGGAAACACCGCCGCCGCCGCGCCUUCCAUUCCAGUACUCGCGGAGGAAAGGAACACCAGCCAGCGCCAUGGUCACGUCGACGACCGCCGCCGCCGUGCUGUCCCCGCCGUCCGUGGCCGGGCUUCGCCUGGCGCCGUCUCCCCGGGCGCGCGUGGCGUUCCGCGCGGCGCGGGCGCGGCGGUCCGUGGCGGCGCGCGCGGAGCUGAGCCCGUCGCUGGUGAUCAGCCUGAGCACGGGCGUGUCGCUCUUCCUGGGCCGCUUCGUCUUCUUCAACUUCCAGCGGGAGAACGUGGCGAAGCAGGUGCCCGAGCAGAACGGCAAGACGCACUUCGACGCCGGCGACGAGCGCGCCAAGGAGUUCUCGGGCCUGCUCAAGUCCAACGACCCCGUGGGCUUCAACCUCGUCGACGUCCUCGCCUGGGGCUCGCUCGGCCACAUCGUCGCCUACUACAUCCUCGCCACCUCAAGCAACGGAUACGACCCCAACUUCUUCUGAGCGGCCGGCUGCGGGCAUGUUCUUGAGCCUGCCUGUAUUCUACUCCGUGUGUGUUGAGCCAUAUAUCUGAUGCUCAAGGAUUGGUUAAUUUGAACAAGUGGUGCAACUGCGCGUGUACAUGGAUUUGCUCUUCCUCUAUGUCUCUGUCUCUCUGUCUCCGG